AACACUCUCUCGGAUGCUGGGGUUGGUGAUUCUUGCUUGGCACGCGAGUUACAGUGCCAAAACUGCUUCAAUACAGUCCACUGUAUAUUCCGUAUCCCUUUUUUUUCUAUCUUUUUGUCCCCCUCCCCCUCUCUCUCUCUUUCUCUCUCUCUUUUUCUCUCUUCAUCGAACCACUUAUCAUCUUCCAUCCCCCCCUUCAUCUGUCUCUCUCUCUUUCUCUCUCUAUCCUUCUUCUCGGCUCUUUUCUCACAACGUUCCAAUAUAGCGAAGCACGUGCCUCCCUCAAAAGUCUUCUUUCAUUUAUUCCGAAACCAUCUUCACUACAACAAUUUCCUCAUAGUGACAAAGUCUCCAAAAAAAAAAUUUUGUGUAGUACUAUGUUUUAUUAUUUUAUUUUUUAUUAUAUUAUUUUUUACUACUGAUAUUUGUGUUCAAUUAUAAAUUUUAUAAUGUGAAAAUGAAAAAAAUGGUGAUACUGUUUUUUACGUGUCUUAACUUUUGUGAUUAAAUAAAAAAAAAAGAAAGAAGAAGAAAGUGAAAAGUGGAUAUUUUGUUUUUACUGUUCUUCGUUAAAAAUUGAUAGUGAUAAUUCCAUUUUACAUGGUGCCCGAAUCUACUUUUCCCAUUUCAGGGGGCAUUAUGCAGACUGAGGAAGUCGCGCCCCGUGCACAAUCAACGGGGCUAGAAGGCUCCCUGACAGAUACGCUGCCUUUUCAACAUUCAUUGCAUCAUAAAAUUCCUCCACUUGUACACAUGGCUGUUAAACAGGAACCACAAGAGGAAGAAGAACGGGGACGUGAAUCCAAUAAUUUAGGACCCGAAUUGGAGACAUCAUUCUCUGGUGAUGUUAAUCAUCAACUACAGGGCAAUCAGCAGGUGCACGAUGUCAGUACAGGACAAUCGCCUCAGGACAAUUCCAACAGAGCUAGGCCCAGUCGAGGUCGCAGAAAGUCAAGGUGGAAGCUUAAAUUUCAUCAUCAAGCACUGCCACCAGAGUAUUUGGAUCAUUAUGAAGCAGCAUUAGCUCAAGAAGCGUUAAAUUCAUCACCGACAUCAGUUUCGGAGACUUCGCCUAGUCCGGCUCCAACUACUUCCACUUCGACCCCAAGCCCCAUUUCUGAUGUUCAUGGAUGGCUUCAAAGAAUAGCGGCAAUGCAACAGGAACUUUGUCCUCCACUGCCACCGAGUCCACAGCCAAAUAAUAAUUUUGGAAAUUCUAGAAGAUCAGUGAUAACAUCCUCUUCUCAGCCUUAUGGAAAUCAUCAGCAGUCGCAACCUACUCCAAGACCACCAAUGAAAUAUUCCGAUCUUCCCUACAUGGGGGAAAUUACUCUUGACAAUAGCAAACCCAGAAGAGGUAGAAAGCCGAAGAAAGCAGACAUCUGUCAUCUUAUAUACAAAAAUUAUGGGACCAUUUUACCGGGAACACCAGGACGGGAGGAAAUAAAAGCACCUAGAGAGAAGCUUGAUAAAGAUGCUCAUAUUCCGUUUCAACGAACUGAUAUACAAAAUAGAAUCAGUAGUCUUUUAGAAAAGAGGCUUACACAGGAAUCACGUAGGAGUCUUGGUUUAGAUUCUUUAAAGGAACAGGACGAACCACUAAAUCUUUGUGUACGGGAUUUAAAUCAAUUAAAAAUACGACUACUGAGGAAACAUGGUAAUGUCUACGAGUCCGGUCAGCUAAAAAGUGAGGCCUCUAGUGACAAUGAAGAUAUCGAAUGUCUAGGCGCUUCAUACGAUCCCAUUAGACAAGAAACCAAUAACAAUGUCGUCAACAAUAAUAAUGACCCAACGAAUCCUAAUCCUGGUUUUGUCUACUGGCCAAACGCUGGUGUCUUCAUUCAUCCCAUGGCUCUUCAAUCACAAUUUCUCUACUAUCAAAAAAUGGCACAAAACGAAAAGAACUCACCUAAACCGGAUACUUCACCAAAAGAACAGAAAAUUGUCCCCAAAUCAUUGUACUCAAUGUUGGAUAAUAAUAAUCCCACUCCAGUACCUUCGCCAUCAACUCCAACGUCAACCCCAUCGCCAGUGUCUCCUCGACCAAAAAGAAAUGCCCCAUCGUCAAAUCCAGCUCAACCGACAAAACGAAAAAGAUCAGCAAUUUUCAUUCCACCGAUGCCAACCGAAAACAAUAAUAAUCCAACCACUGAGGUUAGUAUUUGUAAAUUUAAAUUCACCGGUGGUGCUAAACCAACACUCCAAGAGAAAAAAAGUCUCUCCGUUGAUGCUGGUGGAAAUUUUAGAUACUAUAGUGGAACUGGUGAUAAAAGUAUGAGGGGUUAUGAAUUCUUUCCAAGAGAAGCUCUUCAACAGCCAGCAGGACAAGCUGGAUCAUCAACUGGAGCAUUUUUAAAUGCUGCAGCCGAGAGAAUUACAACUCCCACAUGUCCAAGAUCACCCACUCUUGACGAUGGUCGAAGAAAGAGAAAAACAAGAAAAUCCAUUCAAAGAGAAAAACUCGAACAAACCUUCAAGGAAAAGGGCUUUUUAAUACAAACCCAACAAUUAGAAUCGGCUGAAGGUGCAACUUAUUGUAAAUUUCGUCAGUUGAGAAAAUUUACAAGAUAUCUUUUUCGAAGUUGGAAAGACUAUCUUCCGGGUAAUGUGCGCGAAUUAACUGGCGGUGAAGAGGUUAAUCACGAUGCCGAUGAAAGUGAUCCCACCACAGCUAGUUCACCAAGUCCUCAUUCAAUAGUGGAAAUUCCACCGGGUCUUCUUGAGGAAACAAGAACUCUCAGUUCGUAAGACUGUAAUUUGACAAAAACAAUGUUUUAGAAUCGACUAGAAAAAAGAUUUAUCGAAAAAAAAAAUUGGAAAAUGAUCGCUUUUUUCCAAUGCUGCCCAUAUUUCUUAUCUCUUACUCUUUUAGAUAAAUCCACGUUUGUCCCUUUUUUCCUCCCAUGUUUCUCUGAUCUCAUUUUCUUCUUUUUUGAACUUCUUACCUUGACGUCCUUCGUUUUAAUCCCUCCAUUCGACCAUCUCAUAUAUUUCUUGUAUGCAUCACUUCUACUUUUUUCUGUUCCUUCACGACUCCUAUAACUCCUCCCCCUUGAACAUUAAUAUACUUUUCGUUCCAAGGCUCUCUUUCUCUUAAAUCUUGAACUUUUUCCAUCACUCUUUUACAUAAAGUGACUGCAAGUUAUUUUAGCGGCAAAAAUUUCACAAAUUUAUUGAUUUAAAUGGAUUUCAAGUGAAAUUCCACAACAAUUUAUGAAGAAAAGAAAUAACGACCGGAAGUGUUGUACGAUUUCUCGUGAUUGUGAGUUUCUCCGCGACAUGGUUUUUUUUCACGUGUGUCUCAUUUUUUUUUCUUUAAUUAUAAGACGCAGGGAAAAAAAAUUUUUGAAAAGUAAAGCAAAAAAAUAGAAACACAAAUUUAAUAAGCGUCGGUUAGUGGAUUAAAAGUCAAUUGAUUGAGUUAUAAGAGGCGAUCAUGAUCAUCAUUGUUUGCAAUGAAUGAGUGCGAGUGAGUUCCAAGAAUGGAUUCUAUGAUCCGGUGUAAAACGCUUGGCGACUCGUGUUCAGCUUUUAUUUGUGCUAGGAAGAGUGUCGUGCGAGAGAAAAUUGCUCAAUCUAUACACUAUAUACUAUGUUCUCUGCGACUUUCUGUUCAACCUGUCGUAUGCGGUAUGUCAAUUAAACAGUCAACGAUUCUACAAUGUUUCUAUAAAAUCAAUACAUAUAUAUAUAGCUUUAUAACUUGCCUUAGAGAAAAAUGAAGAAAGAUAUUUUACUAAAAAAUUACUUCUUUUUUAAGAUAUUUAUUUUAAUUCUUUUUUUUAAAAAAAGGUGGUUCUGAAACUGAAUUUUGGUAAUUAAAAGUUUUAGAAAUAUUUGAAAAGAUUUUAUGGGAAAAGUGUCAUUUAAAAAAAUUAAAAUUUUACUACUGGAAGUUAAUGAAAAACUAUUCUAUAAAUGCUAAAUUUUUUUUUAAUUAUUCAUCAUCUUAGCAUGAAAAAACUUUUCCAUCUUACUUACCUUUGACUUCUUCAGUAUAAUUAGUGGUUUUUAGUUUUUUUUUAAUUAUUCAUCAUCUAAUAUGAAAAUACUUUUACGGUUUCCUUACCUUCAUCAUCAUCCUGUUAAUUAUUUUUGGUCUAAUUUGGUUUUAGCCCUAAUUCUGACAAUUAUUUUUAAUUAUUCAUCAUCUAAUAUGAAAAUACUUUUCUACUUCCCUUACCUUUAUUCUCGUCCCGUUCAGAAUUUUCAGUAUAAUUUGGUUUCAGCACUGAUUCUGACAAUUAUUUUGAAUUAUUCAUCAUAUAAUAUGAAAAUACUUUUCCACUUUCCUUACCUUUAUCCUCGUCCCAUUGUUGGUAUGGUAGAUUUCUAUGUCGGUAAUUUUUUAUAUUAGCAUUUUCACUGCAAAAAGAAGUAUCUUAUUUUGAGAUGUUUUGGUCGCCAUUUUAAGAUGUUUUUUACAACUUGCUUCUAAGUUAUCAAAAACAUAUUAAAAUGCAUUAGUUUCUUAAGAUGUAAGAUGAAUAGGAAGAUGCUUUUGGUAAUUGGCUUCCAAUGUGUCUUAUAAUAAGAUACAUCUUUUUGCAGUGUUGGAAAAAAAUUUCUUUACCAUCAGUCGGUAAGAUAGAUUUCUAGGUCGGUAAUUUUUUAUUUUUCAAAAUUUUUUACGUUAAUUUUUUUUAACCAUCUACAGUGAAACCCACGUAUAUCGGAUUUCAAGGGACCGGAAAAAUAUCCGGUUUAAGCGAGAAUUCGAAUAAUGCGGGUCCGAUGUACGUGUUUCACUGUAUUUUUAGUCUUAUUUUGGUUUCAGUAAUGAUCCUGACAAUUAUUUUUAAUUAUUCAUCAUCUAAUAUGAAAAUACUUUUUCACCUUCCUUACCUUCAUCUUCGUUGACUAUUUUUCGUCUAAUUCGGUUUCAGCACUGACCCUGCAAAAAAAGAUUCGAUUAUCAAUAAAUGAUAAUUAUAAUCAAAAAUUGUUACUGAGAAUGUUUUUUUUUUUAUCUAUUUAAUCGAAUUAUUAGACUGUCAAUCAUCUUUGCUAUAAAGCAAUUAUUAUAAAGCUAACAAUUGCCAGAUUUCUACGUGAAACAGUGAUAAUAAUUAUUUUUAUACUGUAGAUGAUGUGUAAUGAUGAAAUAACAUUGAAAUGUGAGAAGAGUUAGUGCAGGAAAAAAUUUCCUUUAACAGAGAAAAUAGGUGAGCAUCUGUACCCACUCGAAGAUAAUAAUAAAAAUUGAAUAAUUUGCGUGACAAUUAUGAUAAAUAUAUGUAUUUGCAAAAAAAAAAAAAAUGGUAUGGUGCUACUACUAAUUAGGUUUUAGUGCAUUUAAAAAUACAUUAUACAAAGAACGCCUUAUUCACACAAAGAAUUAAUGAAAGUGUAUAUAAAUGAGAAAAAUUCAUGUCCUUGUCAUCGAUUAAAUAAUGAAUCCUGUAAAUUUGAAUACAUAGCUUUGUGCCAAAGAUGGGAGACUGGAAUGUAAAUAGGGUGUAAUAUGAAGAGCGCAAGAAUGUGUUCACCAAAGAGUGGUCGUGUCAGUCGGUCGAAUUGAUCAGCACCCACAUUAUAUUGAAAAAAAAAAAAUUUAAAUUGUUAAUUCGCGUCUUACUUUUUUUUUUUUUUUAAAAACACAUUUAAAUCUUAAUCAACAAAUGUGAGUAGCAUCACUAACAUUAGUCACAUUUAAAAAAAAAAAUUGUAAAUAAAAAAUUCCAAUUCAAAUAAGGAUUUAAAUGAAAAGAAAAUUAAAUUAUUAAAAAAAAUUUUUGAAUCGACGGCACUUAUUGGUGUAUUGAGAAAAAGAGAGCGAGGGAUUUGUGCAUUUGUAAAAUGAAGAGUGAUAAAAAUGUCAUUGUUAUCAUAUUUUUGUAAACUAUAUAUACGUUAUAUUAUUGUUAUAUAAUAACGGAAUCUAACGAAGUCUAGUCUUUAUUUAUAUACUCUCAUUACAUCGGAGAUUUUUUUUUUUUUUAAUUUAAUUGGCGGUUUAAAAUUUUAGGAGCUUUAUACAAUAAUCGUUAUAAAAAAAAUCAGCUGUACAAAAUGUGCCAUUUCAUGCUUGCAAAUGAAAAAAAAAAGGAAAAGCAAGAAACCGUCCGAACAAGACUCGUAUUUUUCACGCUACACUACAAACAUAAACACAAAUAAAUUGUAUGUUAUACAAAUCGUCUUACACGAAUGCUCAUUGUACAGAGAGAUCAUUCUUUAUAUAUAUAUAGCUUUUAAUGAAGAUGUACUGUUAUAUAUUAAAUAUAUGAAAUAUUGAACAAA
Molecule: messenger RNA, 6240 nt
Organism: Leptopilina boulardi
Lineage: Eukaryota; Metazoa; Arthropoda; Insecta; Hymenoptera; Figitidae
Exons: 4
Coding region: 601-2748 (715 amino acids)
Source: RefSeq, a predicted model, not a curated record